CUUUAGCUUCCGGACUAAUAGCCAAUCAAGUGCUGCUUGUGCGAGUGAUCCCCUUGGUUUUCGCGCCGCAAUUUAGUAGGAUACUAGUAUUGCACUCCGAGAGGAAUGGCAGACAUGUCGCAAAUGCGAGUGACCGAUUUUUUCUCUCAAAGCAAGCGGGGCACCGCUGCGCAGAACUCCAAGGGGCGGAAGGUAGAAGCCGUGUUGGAGACUCGCCGCGCUGUGACUCGCAGUAGGGCGGCCUCGGUUAAAGCCGAAGAGUUCCUGAAAGCCCCCUGUACCCCGGAACGCGCUUCUCCUACAGUGAGCCAGUGUAUUGGGCCCAGCAGUAAGAAACGAACGCGCCAAGAUUCGGACUCGGAACCGCUGCGGACUCAACAAAGACAGGGCAAGUCUGCGAGGAAAAAGCUAAAGCUUCCAGAGGGCGAACAUGGAGGCUCAGUCCAACAGCAGCUUUUUAGUCCAUGCAACAAAGUGGCUUUGGAACAUGUUACACCUAGUUCGCUGGGGAAGAAGAUUAAGGACAUGGUCAACGUAUCCUUAUCUCCAAAGUUCAACGAACUUGCAAGAAACCCAACUACACCAGAGACUAAGUCACCAGCAAAGGAAAAUCUCCUGGAACUUAAGUCCCGUUUGCAGAGGAUUCAGGAGCUGGCACAAAAAGUUAACCUUCCUGCUGCAUCUUCAGAGGGCAAAGUCACCAUCACUGAUUUGAAAGCAAGGCUCAAGCAUGCUCAAGAAUUAGAUACAAAGAUCAGAGCAAAGGCAGAGAAAACAGAAACACAGGCCAUUGAUCUUACAGAGCAACCUGCCCAGGAAAGUGAAAAGGCCCCAGCCUAUCAACGUUUUCAUAAUCUCGCUCAAGAUGCAGCUCCAGGGCUGACUUUGCCAUAUAAAUAUAAAGUGCUUGCAGAGAUGUUCCGGAGUAUGGACACCAUUGUUGGAAUGCUCUUUAACCGGUCAGAGACUAUCACAUUCUCCAAAGUGAAACAAGGAGUUCAAGACAUGAUGAGGAAGCAAUUUGAACAACGUAACGUUGGUCAGAUAAAGACUGUGUAUCCAAAUGCUUAUAAAUAUAGACAGGAAAAGAACAUACCGACCUUUAAGGAUGGAGUAAAGAAAACAGACUAUCAGCUUACUAUAGAGCCUUUGGUCGCGGAAGGUGAUAUGUUAAGUGGACGUCCACAUCUUUCAGCAUCACGUUUGUUGGAGCGCAAGCAGCUGUUUCACAGAAGUCUUACCAGUAUAGUCAAACAACAUCACAGGGUUUUCCUGACAUCCCUAAAUCCUCCCAUGCUUGUGCCAGAUGACAAAUUAACCCGAUGGCAUCCACGGUUUAAUGUUGAUGAGGUGCUUGAUGUUACGCCUGCUGAACUUCCGUUGCCACCACAGGUGGAGAGGCUUACAACUGCUCAAGAGGUGUUGUCCAAAGCUAGAGGCUUGAUUACACCAAAGAUGGAGAAGGCACUUGCAAACCUGGCUCUGAAAACAGCAGAGAAUGCUGGGGAAACAAAAAAUGUAUCUACCGAGGAGACAAAAUCCACAGCAACGACUUCCACAUCAACUGCACUAAAAGGGGUUUCACAGUCUCUGCUAGAACGGAUACGUGCUAAAGAGGCUCAAAAGCUUCAAGCCAUUAUGACCCGCAGACCUCGGCAAGAAGAGCGUCUUCUCAUGAUGUCCAGGCUACCAGAACUGGCUAGAAUCCUGCGCAAUGUAUUUGUGGCGGAAAAGAAGCCAGCCUUGACUUUGGAGGUCACUUGCAGCCGGGUUAUAGCUAGCUGCCGUUCUUCCAUGUCUCCAGGUGAGAUGGAAAAACACCUUGCUUUGCUAUCAGAGAUCCUACCGGACUGGCUCAGCAUUCAUCUAGUCAGAAAGGAUACUUACUAUAAACUGAACAAAUCUAUGGACCUUAAUCUUAUCCUUGAACGACUAGCUAAGAAAACAAAGGAAGAAGAGUCUCUCUAGUGUUUUUUUUUUUUAUGCUGUAUUUAGUGUUUUUAAAAAUUUUAAAUGUGCAAUGUACAGUUGGCAGAUCAGUGCAAACUGAUAGUGUCAAACUGGUUAAGCUACUUACUGUUUGGAUUAGUUGGCCCUGUAAGCAGGUGCUUUACUUUACAGGCAAUAAUGGUAUAUUUUGAUUGUGCGUAAAUCUUACAUACUUUAAACACAAUGAUGGAACGAUCAACACACUGUAGUAGUGUAGGGUGCUGAUUGGAAGAUUCCUCUCCUGCUUAAAGGUCAAUAUGGAUAGUCGCCUAUUACCCCAUACAAAUUAUUGUGAGUGCUGCUGGAUUUUUUCAACUAUUAAACAGUGUUUCAUCAUGCUGGUAGUUGGUGACCGUGUAACAUGACACUUGCAGUUAUGUCACCAAUACAAGUGCCUUACCAUUAAUGGCAGAUGCAACCUGAGUUCACCUACCCCCCCAGGAAAUUAGGUUUUAACCUAGAUUUUUCUUUCUAGGAAGCUAGUGUAGAAAGCUGUGCAACCACUUUUAGCCUGCUUGAGUUAAGGCUCACAAAUAAAUCAUUUGGUUAUAAAGGUUUCCUACAAAGCUGCAUUUUGUUCCCCAAAGCAGCAAGCAUUCAUUGAUCCCAUUAAGGGUGUUUAAAUUAGAAUAAAAAAAUAGCCUUGCGUGUUACAUGUGCAUACAUAAUACAUACGGUUAUUUUUGUACCUACUGUGCUUUUGUAGUGCUUCUCUUUUUUUACAUCUCUUAUGUGGAAUCUGGGAUUACUUACUUUCCUGGAAGCCUUAAUUGGAACUGCUGUUUUAUGGAAACAAGAUACAAAUAGACUGUAACUAAUGUCACAAGACAUAGUUUUAUUGCCCUGCAAUAUAGCCUCGCUUUCAAAUGACAUGUAAUUU
Molecule: messenger RNA, 2869 nt
Organism: Xenopus laevis (African clawed frog)
Lineage: Eukaryota; Metazoa; Chordata; Amphibia; Anura; Pipidae
Gene: cdt1.L
Product: chromatin licensing and DNA replication factor 1 L homeolog
Biological process (GO): DNA replication checkpoint signaling; DNA replication preinitiation complex assembly; regulation of DNA-templated DNA replication initiation
Cellular component (GO): nucleus
Molecular function (GO): DNA polymerase binding; DNA binding
Source: RefSeq, marked provisional